This is a messenger RNA of Otolemur garnettii (small-eared galago), 3231 nucleotides long. It is a transcript of the gene ITPRID1, whose product is annotated as coiled-coil domain containing 129. The coding region runs from base 1 to 3231 and encodes 1076 amino acids. Lineage: Eukaryota; Metazoa; Chordata; Mammalia; Primates; Galagidae. The record is from RefSeq and is a predicted model, not a curated record. The transcript is spliced from 14 exons. Gene Ontology annotation, molecular function: signaling receptor binding.
AUGGCAGAGAAGUCACAAGGAUCUGACAGUCCGCAAGAAGGCCUGGAAAAGGGCAAGAGAAGGACCCUGAGGUCCACCAAGAAGGCGUGGGUCCCUUUGGACGAGCAGCUGCCCCCUGGCUCCGAGGAAAGCCAGGGUCUCCCCAUUCCUACACUGGAAGAUUUCAAACAAGAAAGUAUUCAACAGUGGCUGGACUCUGGACUCUAUGUCUCUGUAAAUGAAAACUUUCCGCAAGUCAUUGACCACACUGUUUCUUUGCAUGAACAAGGAACGGUUCAAAUGACUGUGAAAGACUACAUGAGAUCUUUGCAUCAGUUUUCAGAAACUCCCACCCUAUCCAGAGGGACCAGUUUCAACUCUUGCCAUUCUACUGCAAGUAUGCCACAAAGCAUUCCUGAAUGGCUGGACUUUUGGGAAAAUGAUCCAGUGGAAGUUCUCCUGGCUCUGGGGUUUGGUGCUGAUGAGCCAGACAUCUGCACACAGAUUCCAGACAGAUUCCUGGGUUGUGUCUCAGCCGCCAGAGGAAUCAACAUUCAUGUUUUUCUUGAAGCUCAAAAGCAGCGAAUGGACAUUGAGAACUCUAACUUGUAUGGCCGUUUCCGACAGCUGGAAAUCCUGGACCAUGUGACCAGUGCCUUCUCGUCUUUGUUAGGUGAUAUUGGCAUCCUACAAAACAAAGGUGAUGAGAAAGCUGAAGGAGAGAGUACACAGAGAACCCCAGUGAAUGGGGACAGAGAGCAUCGGAGAAGAAUGGGCAGACUUUUAAGGAGAGCCUCGAAACAAAACAGAAGAGAUAAUAACCCGAAAAUGUCUGAGUCUUUCAAGAUGAAGGACAAAUUUUUUAUCUCCUCUGAGAGACCAGGGGAGUGUGGAGGAGAGUUACCAGCAGCCUCAAUCAACCACAACCAAAAUCAUUUGUCUCCUCCAGCAGAGCAGCUGUCUCUCCAAGCCUGUGAUGGCUUGAUACCUUUGCAUCUUCCCUCGGCCCUUCUGGGCAGGCAGUGGCCUUGCCCUUCCCUGGUGGCCAAGCAGACUCCUUCCUGUGUCUCUGAGGGGUUGGUCAAGGACAGAACUUGGAAGGAGAACUCAGUUCAGACUAAAAAGCUCAGGAACUUGUCUCAUCUUGUGGGUAAAGGACCAAACUCCUUUGAAAUGGAAGAGGUCCAGAGCUUUGAAGAAGAAACUGGUAAUCCUCUCUGUGUGACUUCAGGAACUGCAGGUACCAGGGUGGACAGAGCCAACAGCUAUCAGUCUGACAGCAGCGGGUUCCUGGAGGAGCCCCUGGAGCCACUGCCCUCGCAGGUGCCCUCCUUGCUAAGCAGCCAGAGUGCUCCUGAGAAGGCAGGUGGAAAGGCCAGGGAUCCUCCCGGCCAGAGCCUCCUCCCAGAACUUGACUGUCAGCAGGAAGCCGAUGAGUCUGACUCCAGGAGUAUAGUGAGCACAUCGUUUUCAAGCCAGGACUGGAGUGUCCUGGGAGAAAAGGCCUCAAUAUCUGUAGUGGAGGAGGACUGUCAGCCUGAGGCCAUGGAAGGGUCACCAGAGCUGUUGACCCCAGACAUGGCCCUUGCCAAGACUUCUGGGGGAGAACCCCUGGGGAAAGACAGCCAUCUCUGGCAGCCUCUGCCAACACCCCGCACUGAACACAAGAUCACUGGAGGCACCAUAACUCCUAAAUGUGAUCAUGCUUUGGAGUUUAUGGAGACCCACAUCACAAAAAUGAAGGACGGGUAUCUGAGGCCUGAGGGAGCUGGAGAAGUACACAUGCAAAGCCACCACUGCAAGUCUCACAGGUCACCUGGAAAUGACCAUGCUCAAGGCAAGUGCCCUCACAUUGACUCUGAGGCCCCAAGGGAAGAGGAAAGCUAUAGACUCUGUCCUGAUACUAACAACAAUUUACUGACAGAAGAAAGUCCACUCCAGCACAUCCCCAAGCACAGUGAAGUCAUGCCCUACACGGUUGACCUUGUUCAACCAUCUGCAAAAUCCAUUCCCCACUUCCAUAAAGUGCUUGGAGAUACAGCCCAACUGAAGCCAAGGUGUAGUGCUUUGGGUCAAAUACCACCUAGGGCAGAAGCUGAGAUGGGAGCCCUUCCUCCAUCUGCUGACUCAAACACUGGCAACUCCAGAUCUGUGAUGACCCAGAUGUCCUCCAAUCUGGUGUCAGCUGCUCAGAGUGCUGUGUCCUUGGGGACUCAUUUUAGAGGAACAUCUUUAGAAUAUACUAUGUGUGACCCUAUUGCCACAGGACCAGGUCAGGGGGCAGAAGAAAGACAGAUGGAGGAUACUUGCAUUCAAACGACUGCAUGUGAGCCCAGGCCCUGGCAUUUCUGUUCAGCCCCAAGAAUAAAGACCUUGACACAUGGACCCCAGCCCCUCACCAAGUCUGUCUCUCUAGACACAGGCUUCCCUAGUAUCUACCCAGCGGGCGUCUGCCACACUGUUCCUGCCCACUGCUGUGCCUGCUGUCAUCACCAUCCCCACUGCACCCGGGAAACACAAAGCACUGGGCCUGCACCCUGGGUCUGUAGGCCCUGCCUUUACUCACAUACUGAUCACUCAGAAGACCAGUUUAUGAAGACUUUGAAAAUCCUUCGGGACACGACAGUGAGGGAGCUGUGUUACUGCACAGUCCAUGAGAUGGAAGCCAUGAAGAUGGUUUGCCAGAGUUUCCGGGAGCAUUUAGAGGAAAUUGAACAGCACCUUAUGGGACAGCAGGCACUCUUUUCCAGCGCUAUGUCUGAGGAGGAAAGGGAAGAGGCCAACCAACUACAGACUUUACGUGAGGCCCUGAGGCAGCAGGUGGCCCAGCUAGAGUUUCAGUUAGGAGAUCGGGCCCGGCAAAUCAGAGAAGGGAUUCUGCUGCAGCUGGAGCUUCUCACAGAACCACCUGAACACCAUACAAAUCUCCAAUAUAACUGGACAAAAGAAAAAAAUAUCCAGCCUUCCAUAGCCCUUGGAGCUCUCCAUUCUCCCAUCAAUGACCAGCAUGCUCUCUGCUCAGGUGGGACCCCACCUGCUGCCUUCGGACCACCCACUGUGGAGAACAGCACCAGGACGUCUCCUGCACCACCUCCUCAAGCAGAGUUAGGUCCAGUCCCUUCACCACACUGUCCUGUUGGAGAAGAGGAUAUAAAUAAUUUUUAUCUGCAGAACCAGAGACUUUUUUCUUCUUCAAAAGGAAAUAAUUCUGCUAAAGAUGAAAAAAAAAUAAAAUUAAAAGACAGUUUCUAA